Molecule: messenger RNA, 2571 nt
Organism: Drepanopeziza brunnea f. sp. 'multigermtubi' MB_m1
Lineage: Eukaryota; Fungi; Ascomycota; Leotiomycetes; Helotiales; Drepanopezizaceae
Cellular component (GO): plasma membrane
Molecular function (GO): calcium-activated cation channel activity
Source: RefSeq, a predicted model, not a curated record
AUGAGCACUCCCGACCAAAACGUCGACAAUGUCUCCCUCUCGGGUCUGGUGGCUACCCUCGUGCCAACCGCCGUCAUCGCUGCUGUCUACUUCCUCAUCUUUUUGGUGUUGCGAAAGACCCAGCGUCGAUUCUACGCCCCCAGGACCUACCUCGGGACUCUGCGUGAGGAGGAACGCACUGCCCCGCUGCCAAACGGACUGUUGAAUUGGUUCCGCGCCUUUUGGAAGAUCCCCGACAUUUACGCUCUCCAACAUCAAUCCCUCGAUGCCUACCUCUUUCUUCGAUUCCUGCGCAUGACGGUGCUUAUCAUGUUCGUGGGCUCUUGCAUCACUUGGCCGAUCUUGUUCCCCAUUAAUAUCACUGGUGGGGCAGGAGGUGAGCAGCUGGACAAGCUUUCCAUGAGCAACGUCGACAAGAACGCGAGCAAUGGAAAAUACAAGUACUUCGCUCACUGCUUCGCCGCAUGGGCUUUCUUUGGCUUUGUCCUCUUCCUGGUGACGCGCGAAAGCAUCUUCUACAUCAAUCUGCGCCAGGCCUUCCUCCUCUCGCCAGUCUAUGCGAAUCGCAUCUCGGCCCGGACGGUGCUGUUUACUUCCGUCCCGGAGCCCUACCUGGACCAGGCGAGGCUCCGCAAGGUCUUCGGGGACUCGGUUAAGAAUAUCUGGAUCACGGCCGACACCACGGCCGUGGAUGAACUGGUGGAGGAACGUGACAAGGUCGCCUAUAUGCUCGAGGCUGCGGAAAUCAAGCUUAUUAAGCUCGCUAACGCCGAGAGAUUGAAGGCGCUCAAGAACGGUGCACCAAACCCUGAGGAGGAACUCCUCGAAACACCUCUAGAUGCCGAGUCGGGAUCUAUUGCGGCACGCUGGCUUCCGCAGAAGAAGCGACCCACUCACAAGCUUGGCAAGUUCGGCUUGGUGGGAAAGAAGGUCGACACUAUCGACUGGUGCCGAUCCCGGCUGGAGGCUCUGAUCCCCGAGGUCGAUGCGGCGCAAGCUGCGUACCUGGCUGGCGAGACGGAGGCGGUGGGAGGUGUCUUUAUCGAGUUUGCCCGCCAAUCCGAUGCUCAGGCGGCUUUCCAAACCCUUUCCCACCACCAGGCUCUGCACAUGUCUCCACGAUACAUCGGCGUCAACCCCAACGAAGUGAUCUGGAAGUCCUUGGCUUUUCCCUGGUGGCAGAAGGUCAUUCGCCGGAUUGUAGUGAUCGGAUUCAUCACCGCCAUGAUCAUCUUCUGGGCCAUCCCCGUUGCCUUUGUCGGUCUCGUCUCGAAUAUAACGUACCUCAAGUCCUACUCGUGGCUGCAAUGGCUGGACGAUAUCCCCACCGUGAUUAUGGGUGUCAUCAGCGGACUGUUGCCCUCGGUGUUGCUCGCUAUCCUCAUGUCCUUGGUUCCGGUCGUGAUGCGCAUAUGCGGAAAACUCGCAGGAGAGCCAUCCACAUCCCGUGUCGAACUCUUCACCCAGAAUGCCUACUUCAUGUUCCAGGUCAUUCAGGUGUUCUUGGUCGUCACGCUCGCUGCAUCUGCUUCUGCGCUAAUCAAGCAACUCCAGAAUGACCCCGGCAGCAUCACUUCUCUACUCGCCGAGCGCAUUCCAACGGCAUCAAAUUUCUACAUCUCGUACUUUAUCGUUCAAGGUCUGACGGUUGCCGCGAGCGUCCUGUCUCAAGUCGUAGGCUUCGUCAUCUUCACCCUGAUCUACAAGUUUCUCGCGAAUACCCCUCGAAAGAUGUACACCAAGUGGUCCGGUCUCAGCGCCAUUUCAUGGGGAAGCACCCUGCCAGUGUUCACUAACAUUGCCGUUAUUGGUAUCGUCUACUCCUGCAUUGCACCUUUGGUUCUCGGCUUUGCUACCAUCGGCAUGUCCCUCUUCUACCUCGCCUUCCGUUACAACAUCCUGUUCGUCACCGACUCCCAGAUUGACACCAAGGGUCUAAUAUACCCCCGUGCACUUCAACAACUCCUCACCGGCGUCUACCUUGCCGAGAUCAGCCUGAUCGGUCUCUUCUCGAUCGCCACCACCAUUGGCCCACUCAUCCUGAUGGUCAUACUCCUCGUCUUCACCGUCCUCUUCCACUUCUCGCUGAACCAGGCUCUCGGCCCCCUCCUCUACAACCUUCCCAAGUCCCUCGAAGCCGAAGAAGAGUUCCUCCGUGGAUCCAUCGAAGCUGCCAACCCUGCAUCGGCAGACAGGGAGAAGAGAGGAGAUAUUACCGAAGGUUCAGCAGCGCAGAAGGAGCCCAACUUCAUCUCCAAGUUCCUGAAGCCGCACAUCUACUCCGACUACGCGACGCUCCGCCGCCUGGUGCCCCACGGUCUCCUGGACCCGGACAACUUGUACGAGGAAACGGUCGCCAACAACGCGUACCACCCCCCUUCGGUCACUUCUCCCACUCCUCUCUUGUGGAUACCGCGGGAUCAGUCUGGGAUUUCCAGACAGGAGAUCUCGCACACGGCGAAGGUCAUUCCGAUCACGGACGAGGGGUGCAUGCUCGAUGAGAAGAACAAGCUGUCGUGGGAUUCCGAGGGCGCGAGACCACCUCUGUGGAGCCCGAAGAUCUACUACUGA